Molecule: messenger RNA, 5288 nt
Organism: Dermacentor silvarum
Lineage: Eukaryota; Metazoa; Arthropoda; Arachnida; Ixodida; Ixodidae
Gene: Plod
Product: procollagen-lysine,2-oxoglutarate 5-dioxygenase
Exons: 22
Coding region: 27-2369 (780 amino acids)
Biological process (GO): peptidyl-lysine hydroxylation
Cellular component (GO): endoplasmic reticulum
Molecular function (GO): procollagen-lysine 5-dioxygenase activity; L-ascorbic acid binding; iron ion binding
Source: RefSeq, a predicted model, not a curated record
CGCUGCCUUGCCUGCCCCGUUUCAAAAUGGCCGCGCUACGGCUGGUGGUUAUCGCCUUCUUAGCAACUUUCUCGCGUCACGCGGUCGCCGAUGAGGAUUCUCAGGGUAAACCAGGUUUCUGCAACGUUGCGGCCGACAGUGGCAGCCAAGGCAUUGCCUGCCAACCUCCAGUGGAUGCCAACGAGCAUGUCAAAUCAGUUUACGUUGCAAAUGAUUCUGAAUCAGUCAAGCCUGGUACUCACCGGCUAGUCAUAUUCACGGUCGCUAGUGAUGAAACGGAUGGUUUUAAGCGUUUUGCUCGCUCUGCAAAAAUCUAUGGCUUGCAACCAAAGAUACUUGGUAUGCAUGAAGAGUGGCUUGGGGGUGACAUGGCUAAAGGCAUGGGAGGUGGCUACAAAGUCAGGCUCCUCAAGAAGGCCCUAGAAGAUUACAAAGAUGAUGCAUCAACAUUAAUCAUGUUUGUCGACAGUUAUGAUGUCAUAUUCACUGCCAGUGAAGACGAAAUACUUCGGAAGUUCUCCAAAUUCAACUGUAAUGUUGUGUUUUCGGCUGAGGGCUUUUGCUGGCCCGACAAAAGUCUUGCGGAGGCUUAUCCAAUAGCAAAUGGGGAACGUUUCCUCAAUUCAGGAGCUUGCCCCGAUUUCUCGUACGCAGGUUUCAUCGGUUACGCCCCUCAGGUGUACAGCAUUGUUUCUAGUUCCGAUCUGGAAGAUGCUGCGGACGACCAGUUGUUCUACACCAAGGUUUACCUCAAUGAGGACCUUAGGAGAAAGUGGGGCAUCAAGCUGGACCAUAAAGCUGAAAUUUUCCAGAAUCUGAAUGGAGCUGUAGGUGAUGUGGAGUUGCUGGGUUUAGAUUCUGAGCCAUACUUGCACAAUUCUGCAUAUGGAACAACACCUUUGGUGAUACAUGGCAAUGGGCCUAGCAAAGUCACAUUGAACAGCCUUGGAAACUACCUUGCCAAGUCCUGGAAUGACAUAGCUGGUUGCCGUGUCUGCUAUGACACCUUCAGCCUUUCUGACAAGCUGGACUCGGAGCUGCCAAAGGUUCUGAUUGCUAUCUUUGUGGAGCACCCCACACCUUUUUUGAAAGAGGCCAUGAACAAAAUCUACAACCUGAACUACCCAAAGGAGAAGAUACAUCUCUUUGUGCAUAAUGCUGAGGAGUUCCAUGACGCAGAGGUGAACAAGUUUGUGGAGGAGAAAGGGCCCGCUUACCAUUCUGUGAAGUACCUGGAUGUGUCCGAGGCCAAGAAAGAAUGGCAUGCUCGCAAUCUGGCUCUGGAGGAAUGUUUGAAGAUCAACUGCGAUUAUGCCUUCUUUGUGGACAGCGAAGUCCACAUUGACAAUCCUGGUACCCUGAGGCUUCUCAUAGAAACAAACAGGACAAUCGUAGCACCACUGCUGUCAAGAGAGAAGAGCCUGUGGUCCAACUUCUGGGGAUCCCUCUCUGCAGACGGCUACUAUGCGCGGUCCCAUGACUACGUGUCUCUCGUGAAACGGGAGCGCAAGGGCAUAUGGAACGUGCCUCUCGUGAACGGGGCGUACCUGAUCAAUGGUUCGCUGGUCAAGUCGCGCGAGAAAUUCCCAUCUUUCAUCAACGGUCUCCUGGAUCCCGACAUGGCCUUCUGCAAGAACAUGCGCGACAAGGGUAUAUUUAUGUUCAUGACAAACAUGGAUAACUACGGCCAUCUCGUUAAUGCUGAAACGUUCGACAUCAGGCACAAGAACCCAGACUUCUAUGAAAUCUACAGCAAUCAAAAGGACUGGGAACGGCGUUACCUUCAUGAAAAUUACACCAAAGUUCUUGAUCCCAGCUACAAAGUUGAUAUGCCUUGUCCAGAUGUUUACUGGUUCCCUGUUGUCUCUGAGAUCUUCUGUGAACAUCUGAUUCAGAUAAUGGAAAACUUUGGAAAGUGGUCCAGUGGCACGAAUGAGGACGAACGACUUGCUGGUGGCUAUGAGAAUGUCCCAACUAGGGACAUUCACAUGAACCAGGUCGGCUUGGAACAGCACUGGCUUUUCUUCCUCAGGGAAUACAUCAGGCCUGUGCAAGAAAAAGUGUUUCUGGGAUACUUUCAUGAUCCUCCAAAGGCCAUUAUGAACUUUGUUGUUCGUUAUCAUCCGGAGGAGCAGUACUUCCUACGUCCACACCAUGAUUCAUCAACAUACACUAUUAAUAUUGCUCUUAACAGACCUCGUGUGGACUACGAGGGUGGUGGCUGCCACUUUCUAAGGUACAACUGCAGCGUCAUAGACCUGAAACGUGGCUGGAGCUUGAUGCACCCUGGACGCCUGACGCACUACCAUGAAGGAUUGGCGGUUACAAAAGGGACGCGCUACAUUAUGGUCUCUUUUGUGGACCCUUAAAGACCCUUUCUUCAUUUGCUGCAAUGUGGCCAUGUGCGCUUAUACAUUUAAUAUGAAGGGUUUAAGUUUUUAUUCUUCUUCUGUUCAGUAAGUCUUAUGAAAUUGAAGUGCUUCUGAAUCUUCACGAUGGCUGCAACACACAGUACUCUGUGCAAGGUACAUGAAGUCUGCUGACAGUUUACAGUUUUGUGAAAUGUCUCUGGAUCUUGUGAUGAAGUCAAGCAUUUUUUUUUUUUGCAUAGUGAUAGCGCUAUCGCAGCAGCUUGUGGCCCUUUUGCAACGCUGGCCAGCAUAUUGAAGGAGCUCCGUCAUCAGCAUUUUUAACAUGCCCAAGAAGGUGUCAGAUGGCGUAAAAGAACUGUAAAAUGAAUGGAUGUGGUGUGUGUGACAGCUAUAUAGCAAAGCCAUAUUUUUUUACACGUGCCUUCAACAGUCUCAUGAAAAGCUGUUUGGUAUAAUGAUGUGACUUGGAGCUGCCAUGAUCGAAUGCCCUUGCUACUGUCAUUUUUACUUGUACUUUUUUAAAGAAUUCAAGAUGAAUGUGCAAGGUUUACCAUGUUUUACUAGAUGCACUGUGCUAUGAUGUGCUGUGUAGUUUUAAAUCCUAGAUUUUGCUCAUGUUCUCAUGUUUUUCAUGUCAUGAAUCCUAGUUCUGAACAAUUACUUUUUUCAUUCUGGUUAAUCACCAUAAGCCAAUUAUUGCAUCAAACUGCAGUCUUCAUACAAUUGCAGUUGCCGUCUUAGCAUCAUUGUUUGGAAUAGUAAGUUGUGGGUUAUGACAUGUCUAGAUGGCACUAACGUCUGCACUUGUUAAAGAGUAAGCAACCAUCUUCUUUUUUCUUUAGUGCAAUGUGGUUUAGACUCUCUUGGUCACUGUUUUAUAUGAUGAUUUUUAUCAUGGCUUCACAACCAUUUGUUUGACUUACUAAAAUGCCAUCUCCUGCUAUUUUAUCCCUACUUUUAUGAAGAACUUGUCUCUGAAUUUAAUUGCUGCUACUGCCAUUUGUGCAUCUAGUCAAACGUUUCACUUUAUAUGCUGUAUAGUAGCACAAUCAGCAUGUCAAGGUAAUGACUAUUCAUUGUCACAAAGUCUGUCUUGAGCAAGUACUGUUUCUUGGUGUGGGCUAGCUUUGUUCGAUCUUUGCUGUGCAUUUCUAGAUUGCCUUCUUCCUGUAGAAGGGUUUGAAUGAUUUAAUUGUAAUGGUUUUUGAAAGGACAAAUUUUUUUUUCAUCAUUCAUGGUGCCUAAAUUUUUUUGCAGUAAAUUAUUGUAAUCUUAAGAUGAACCUGGCAUAUUCAUUGCCCCUUGACACACAGUAGUUUCUACGGAAUAGUUAGAAAGGAUUAUCAACUUAGAGACAAAGCAAGCACCUGUUUAUUCUUGUUUUAGGAUGCUGGACUAUGUCAGCAUAACUCCAUAAAAGGCUUCUUAAUAUUUCAUCCCAAGUUGCUGCUUUUCUUGUUUUUAUUUGACAAAUUGCACAGAGCACAAGCACAAUGAUUGCAUGUUAAUGAUAUGUCUGCUUUCACUAUAUUUUGCAGAACAUAAAGAUUAAAAAUGUCACUAAACAAGAUAAAAUUUUUUUAUAUUACCAGAUUCUAGCAAUAUUGCUGACUUCAAUCAACAAACUAUAUCGGUAUGUGCAAUGCUUUUUAAUCGCUGUAUUUUGCCACUCUAUCAGACCUUUGCAUGCAUGCAUGCAUGCAUGCAUAAUCCUGUGCUACAUUUGGAUCCGUCUGAAAAAAUACUGCAAAUUGUGGCCUGAAAUAGUGCGUAUAAAGUUGCAGUGUACAGAACUUGUCCUUAUUCCACACGAGUGCUGUUAUCUUCACUGGUACCCCACUGCAAAAGUCUUCAGAGCACGGGUUCUGAGAAAAAGCAAAAUUUCAUUGCAGCCAAUGCAUUUGCCCUUGAAUCAGAAUGUGUGGUGGAUAUUUCCACAUGCAACUAUCACUUUGCUUAUUGGAUUUCCAAAGUGAGUGGUCAAGUUGCGAGGAAAUUUCAUUUUUAUGCUUAUUCCAUGCUCUGAACACUUUUGCACUCAGCUGUAUAUUUUUUACAUAUAAACAUGUUAGGAGUGCGCUGUCACUUAUGAACACAAUAGCUGUGCAUGUUUUAAAAGUGCCAAACUGCCACAAUGACGUUUCAUUUUACACUUUCAACUUUUUGAGGCCCUAUUUAUAUGUCGCCAUUCUGUCUUAUGUGUUUUCAAGCUGCUUAAGCUUUUCGGUUAUGCUUGUUUAGCCUGCAUUUGUUAUCUUUUCUCUCGAUAUAGUCUAGUCUUUUACCAGUGCUGAAACUGUACUCAGAAAAAAAAAAGAACAGUACUGAAUCAUUGUUGGCUAGUUUACUACAGCAUGUAUUUUGAUGUUGGUUUGAGAAUACUAACUUUUUUUCUUGUAUACCCUGGAUCCAACCAAGAACUUUGUAGUAAACUUUACGGUGUCUGCCACUUACUUUUAACUCAGUGUACAUCUUUGGCCCGACUAUCAUGCAGGUGUGUGUCUUAGUUCUAUGGCAGAGAAUUUCUUAGUUGCAUACAGUGCAGAAGAAUGUGUUGCUGAAUGUUGCAUGUAUCCAAAGACAUAAGUGUACUGCUUUUUUUGCUGCACCAAUGCUUUAUGUUGGUGUUUGCCGCUGUUUACCUUUUUUUUUUUUGCUCUAGUGGCUUGUUGUAGGUGCCAAUAAUCUUUUGCAAUCACUGUUUAGCCCACGUCCCUAGCAACACCGUUAGUGGGCCUAUGUAGGUAUUGUGUGGCACCUACAUUGUCCAUUGUUGGGCAGUGUUGCACAAUGUUGGGCUUACAUUGGCUCAGCUUGCUCUGCUGCAGGGGAUGAUUCUUCGGACUUAAUUUGUAGCCAGUACUUGAGCACACUUGUGGUUGAAAAACUGCUUGAAAAAGUAUUUUGUACAAACAA